AAAAGCUCGCCGCUGCUCACGUGCUCGCUGUUCCGUGUCGUUGCGACUCAAAAGGACGCCAUCAACUGUGGCCAGCAGCAGCAGCUCGGCCCUCAGGGCCCUCAGAACUCGAUCACCUCCAGCUAUCUGCUUAUCAAGUCCGGCCAUUAGGCCCAUCCGCUCUCUUUCUUGAAUAUGUUUAUUUACACCUGUCCUCCCCAUUAAUGUUCCGCUUUAAAAUCCACGGCGAUUGCCUGUUUGACUUUGUGAAGAACGGCGAUGAAAAUGGACUGUCAGCUACUGUACAUCUCCUAGGUAGUCUGAGUCCAACGCCUGGAAAGGAGACUGUUCUCAGCCUGAGACGCCAAAGCGAACUGAACAUGAGGCACGGGAGUCGAAAUCGGUCUAGACGCUUCGCAUUCAAUGAAAUCAGGACUGGUACUCGAACAAACAGACGCGGAGAGUGAAAAUGUGUGAGAUGAGGGUUCGGUUCCUUCAUAGAACUAUAAAUCUCGUGAAAUAGAUUCGAGAAGAUUGAUGGCUCUUGUGUCAGUCGGAUUUUCAAUGAACCUUCCGCGGAUUCAUAGCCAAGUAUAAAAGAGUAUAAAUGUGUAGGAACCGCGCUUGCAUGCGACAGCUUGCACGCCAAUCAGCCACGUGCGUGGCACGCGUCCAGAAUAACCCAGACUCAGGCCUACUGUUACUGGUGACGACGGCGUGACCAGUUUUGCGUCGAGUCAGACGACGGACUCGUUGACUCGCAUGGGGCUACUUACCUUUCCCUUUGACUACCAUGUCGCUCAUGAUCGUACAUAACGCUUUCCUCUCACCCCAGCCUUGUGUGCACGGCCCUUUGAAUCGCUCUCACGACACUGUAACGACAACCCCCACAACGCAUGGUUCCAGCAGAAUGGAAGUUGGCCCCCCACAACACCCGAGUGCGGCCGGCUUUGUUCCAAGCUUACCACAGCUGCUAGUGUAAUCCUUUGAGCUGAAUCCCCCCUUGUCAUUCCUGAGAGGCUUCGCGAUAGCACGGCGAUGAGAUGAGGUUGUGACAGGGUUCCACCGUGAAUUGCUGAUUUCUUGGGAUCGAUGGCGAGCAGGUGCCGACUCUUUCAUCUAUUAUCUCCGGGAAUUUCAUUUGCGGACUCUCACGAUGUCGGCAGGGUAUUCCAUCGCAGUGCAGCCAGCGCACAUUGGGGCUUUUGUUAGGUUCACUCGCAGUGACAUGCUCCCAGCACGAGGCCAGUCUUCGUCCAGUCGAACGAACGGAACCGGUUCACCGGUGUCUUGGGCCUGUCACGCGAUUCUUCCACCUCCCCCAGUGCUGCGCCGGGACUUUUGCCCUCCGCACAGCACUUAUCAGCCGCGCCCGCUCUCCAUCUGCCCUGGCCAAGGCGAUGGUGGGAUAGCGGAUCGGCGCGCCUCAGCUUGCCUGAUCAGGCGUGUCGUAUCAGGGCAUAGUGUUACUUGCCUGUCAAGUGUUCUGAUCGAAGAGUCGGCGAUGUCCUGUGACGAUCUAGUUCGUUUGUGCGCGCUUACACCUCCCGUUUGGUUGAUCUUGCCUCAUGGGAGGGCAUUAUAACUGUUGCUUGUUUGUUUACUCCGCGUUCUGGCCUCCUCCAUUCCGGUCCUAAUCGGGGUGCUCCAUUGACCUGUCCCACUUAUAUCACAACCGACCUCAUCCCUCCUGCUCCCUGAUCGCAGCAGUAUCAUAUCCUGUCCAUGCUCAGUCUCGGCCCCGGUUCAGCAUGCGACGUAUGCCUCGACUCUUUCACGUCGGGCGAGGGCAAGUCCCCAUCGUCAAUCCCAUGCGGCCAUGUCUUCUGCGUCGCGUGUCUGCGCCAGAUAGCGGCCCGGCCCGUGUGCCCGCUGUGCCGGUCGCCCUUCCAGCCGCGGCACAUCGUGCGGCUGCACGUCGACCUCGACAACGUGCGCAACUACGCAGCGGCGGACGGCACGGCCCUCGUGCCGGGAACCGAGUCCGAGGCGCGGCAGCUCCAGGAUCGGAUCAAUGCGGUGGCCCAGCGUGGCGCGUCGGAGGUGCAGACGACCGAGCUGUUGCAGGAGUGCCGGCGGUUCCUGGGAGGCGUGGACCUGAAAACGUUCCCGGAGCUUCGCACGUCGUACUGCAUGAUGAAGUACAUGUGUCACGUGAAGCGGAUGUAUCUCGAGCAGUCGGCUGUGGUCUCGCAGCACACCCUCCAGACCGACUUGAAGGACAAGGACAUCCAGAGCCUGAGGACGGCACUCGACCUGGCUCAGUCGAAGAGGGACGAGCACUCGAAGCUACUGGAAGAGACAGAACGUCAUGAGAAGCUGCUUGAUGCCCAAUGCAGCGAGCUUACCGAGCAAUUGGCGACGAUGGAAGCCGAGAUGAAAUUGUUGUCAGAGCAAAACGAGGCCGCUCAAGCCCAACUGCUUCUUGUGACCGACGAGCUCCAGCAGCUGCGCGCUGAGGUCGAGUUCUCGUCACCUGAGGGCGAGAGCCUCGCCGAGUUGCCGAUCGAAUCGAUGCCUCUUUCUCCGAUCACGGACUUGAAGCCGCCCACCGCGCCGGAUCUCGAGGAAGAAGAAGAGGACGAGCCGCCCGCUCCAUUCCUGUCGCCCUGGGCUGCUCUGAUCGAUUCGAAGACGGAGCCGCUGGAGCCGAUGCGAGUGUACUGUGGUGCUGCGGGGUGUCCGCAUUCGUGCAACUGCGUGCCGUUUCUGCUGUUCUCGCCCGGGUCGAGGGAGGCCGCUGCUGCACGGGCUCUGGCGGAUUCGGCGGUCACGCCUCCCUUGCUCGGAUUCUCUCCUCCCAGCGGUCUUUCAUUGCACCUACAACAGCAAACGGACCGCUCGCGGUCCCAUUCGCGGCCUCGUAGCCGGUCGCUUUCCCGAGCUGCAUCGCCCGUGGCUGGUCCACUCAAGCAUCAUCAUCAUCAUCAUCCUUCUUCUUCUGCGCAACAGACCCAUAUGCGUGGUCGUCUCCAUGACAUCCUGCACGAUCCAUUUCCGACGUCAUCUUCUCUGCCCAAUAUGUCGCGGUCCCACUUUCUCCCCCCAUCUCCCCCCACGCCGCCCCAGCAGCCGCCGAAGAAGAAGGAGCGCACCGGCAAACAGAAGGAGCGGGAGUCUCUGCCCGAGCCGCUGCCGUUGUAUAGCCAGAGGCAAUCAAGUCCUGCGGUCGAGGCCCCGCCAAGGUAUCGAGUGUCGGGCAGUCCGCCGCAAGAUCGGAGGACAGCCACUCCUUCGGCAGUGACAACCCCUUAUGUUCAUCCGCCGAUGCUCUACAUCCAUCCUCCGAUGCUCCAUUCCGAUACGCGGCCGUUUGUGUCUGCGUCGGCGGCGGCAGCAGCAGCAGCAGCGGCGUCUUCUACCGCGAGUUCUCAAGCUUCGGCGUCCGUUUACAAGUCCGGGCUGUCCCAGACGUACGCUUCGAACGCCCAUCCGGAUCCCAUGUAUCCCCCGAAGCCCAGUGUGCCAUCAAAGUCUGCUUAUCCGCGGCCCCCGUUCAUGUACACUGCGCCCGUCGCGCCUGCGCCGCCGGUUUCUGCUGUCUACGCGUCCUCGAGUCUCCCGAAUAAGGCCCAGGCGCAGUCGCAGCCCAUCGGAUUCGAUCGAUCGAACACCACCACCCCCACCACCAGCACCAGCACCAGCACUCCUACUAGUACUCGCACGGACAAGUUGAGCAGGCGGGGAUCGAGCAAGCGCGUCCCGCCGCGCUCGUCGUCCUCUGCCUUGUUCGCGUCAUAAUAUGAUAUCAUAUACAACACCUUGUACCAUAUCCUUAUUUCCUUCUAUUCUGCACGAAAUGCACGCUCCCCCCGGGCUGAAUCUGCCUCCGUGAUACCGGCCCGGCGCUCCGGCGUGGAAGCAUCGAUCGAGAUGGCAGAUAUCAGAUACGAUGCUGCUGCUGCAGGUGUGUGUUUGUUAUCAUUGAGCCAAGUGUCUGGACCACUCGAGAUCCGGUGGCACCUCAAUGGAAUCUGCGCCAGCGCACUGAGUCUGCGUGUCUGGUGAUGGGGGGCCCUGGUCAGCCGUCUGCGCACCACGCGACCCACCCAGUCCAAGCUAAGCUCAGCCAAGCUAGGCUGAGGUAACGCAAGUAAGCUCAGGCAUACUCAAUGAUUAUGAUAUCGGGGGCUGGUGUCCACAUCACACGAGCUCGAGAUCGACAGAAUCCACCACCACACACACACAGGGUACGUAACGGCGCGCAGCGCUGUCUUUCUCCGAGUGCCUCUCAGGUACCGUACGCACAGCAUGAGCCGAGAAUUGACGACGGGGUUAUCGAUGGGGGGUGGGUGGAUUCAGAGAAUCGCACAAGCAAAAAAAGAAAGGAAGGAAGAGAAGGGAAGAAACGUCUGGCCCAGGUCCAUCCAUCCAUCGAACGUGCGCAGCAGCAGCCUUGCAUUGCAUUGCCUCACGCUCACACUCGCACGGAGAAACACAACAGCGUGUGGCGCCUGCUCACCGGCGCCGCCGCGACUGUCCGUCUGUCUAGUAGCCGGCCAGCCAGCCAGCCCCACGCACCCGGAUCGCAGCCCAGAAUAACAAGCUUUCCGGGGGGAAGACCACCACAACCUGCCACAGAUCCUGCCCAAUCAGGAAGCCGCCCCGUAUGUCCAAGCCAGCCCGGGGGAACGGAAAGUUUGCGAUCGCGCAUCCGGCUGCGAUGCGGGAUGGAUGAAUCUCGUAGACGAUCCAGCCUGCGCAAACGGACACGAUUGUGUCGGGGGCACAGCGAUAAACAGGCCACGGAGAUCCCCACAAGACACGAGAGGCCAAAAAUAUCCGGAAAGAAAUCACGAACGAUAGGAAAUUCCCGAUCUUCCUGAAACAACGCAACGCAGCACCGGCGCACCAAUGGCUGCACUACCCGAGGGCUUGUGUUGUGUUGAUAGAUUGAGAAGACGCUAGCACAGAAAUCCCGGGACAUCGUGAUCUCUUUCGCCAUUGUCCUCUGGAAGUUGCCGGUGGAGAGAGGAACGAUCCCGGAAAGUGGCGAGACAGACAGGACCGCAUGAAGAAUGGAUGGAGAGCGACGAAAUAUGACAUGAUAUCGUAGGAUAGAUGAUACAGCAGCAGCAGACGAGGGACGUCAUCGCUGCCGAUCUAGCCCUUCUUGGAGCCACACUGGUUAAGACCCGCUCCACAGAACUGCGCGACCAGAAUCCACAGGAAGAU
Mycena citricolor is the source of this 5154-nucleotide messenger RNA. Lineage: Eukaryota; Fungi; Basidiomycota; Agaricomycetes; Agaricales; Mycenaceae. The record is from the annotation of a GenBank genome assembly.